GUCAGCUGUUGUGGGACGGAAGGGAGGGGUGUAAAUCAGCUGAGACCUUCAGUCCGACUCUGAGCCGUCAACUGCUAGUGUAUGGUGAAGUGACAACGGCCAGCGGAUUUCCCAACAAGCACAAACUAGUUUAGGUGACAACAUGGGGUAUUCUAUCGCAGUUGUUGUCUUGUUAUUGGUACAUGUAUGCCGAAGUGGACGCAUCGUCAGGGAAAUCGGAGAAAAGUGCCAGACGCCCAACCUGGAGGCCGGGGAGUGCCGGAACAUCAAGAACUGCCCGGUACUGCUGGAGUACGUGAGACAAAGUGUGGCGCCAACUUCAACGUUCCUGCGGGAUUCCAACUGCGGGUUCGAAGGGUUGGACGCCCUAGUAUGCUGCCCCGAGCUGAGCUCCCGCCUAACCCCUUGGGAAAAUGGCGGUACCAACAGAAACAGAAGUACCUCUACUACCAGGAGACCUUCCUCCAAUUCCCCGUCCAGGAUAUCAGGCAAUGAAUGCGGCAGAAGUAACCUGCAAAUUGACAGGAUCGUGGGCGGGACCACCGUGGCGCUGGGUGCAUGGCCCUGGGUGGCGGCUCUCGGGUACCGCUCUCGCACCAGGUCGGAUCUCCAGUGGUUGUGUGGAGGAGCUCUCGUUACCAACCGCCACAUUGUUACUGCCGGCCACUGUGUUAUUAUACCCUCUACUAUGACGCUCUCAGUUGCUCGACUAGGAGACAUCAACCUAGAUGACAACGUGUCUGAUGGGGCGUCACCAGUGGACAUGCAGGUCGACAGGACUAUUCCUCACCCAGAGUACAGAACUAACGCCAAGGUCAACGACAUAGCCAUAGUCAAGCUGAGAAGUGCUGUCCAGUUCUCGGACCACAUUCAGCCAAUCUGCCUGCCAAGUAGUUCCCUGCUCCGUUCCAACACGUUUGUUGGACAAACUCCAUAUGUCGCAGGAUGGGGAGCUCUUUUCUUUAGAGGCCCAUCAACCAAGUCUCUGCAGCAGGUGGACAUCGACAUCACGGACGAGGAAUCCUGCAAGAAUGCUUACCGCAAUGAGCGAGGAGCUGUCAUAGACAAUCGUGUCCUGUGUGCAGGAAAAGCGGGCAAGGACGCUUGUCAGGGAGAUUCGGGAGGGCCUCUGAUGCUGGACCAGGGAGCUGUCUACUACCUAAUCGGAGUGGUCUCCUACGGGAAGAAAUGUGCAGAACCUGGUUAUCCUGGUGUCUACACUCGUGUUACUUCAUUCGUCGAUUGGAUCAACAGAAUAAUAGGGACGUACCCAUGGAUGGCGGCCCUAGGGUUCACCAGGGGGUCGGCCAGGUUCCCCGCUUGGGCGUGUGGUGGCAGCCUGAUCAGUGAUCAGUACGUGUUGACCGCUGCCCACUGCUUGGAUCCUACAUUGACUUACGGCUUCAAACUUUCUGUGGUGCGCCUGGGAGACUUGGACUUGAACUCCACGAAUGACAACGCCUACCCCAUAGACGUGGGCGUAGAGAAGACUAUCAUCCACCCUGGGUUCAACAACUCGAUCAAGACAAACGAUAUUGGUUUGGUGAAACUGGACAGGAAGGUUGAAUUUACUGACUUACUGAAGCCGAUAUGCACACCAUCGCCGGAGUUCAAGACUAAUAUGUUCGUCAACUCACCGUCAGUGGUGGCGGGAUGGGGGGUCGACAAAAACGAGACGGCAAGUACUCGGCUGCUGGAGGCCGAACUUCAAGUAACCGAUCUGGCGGAGUGUCGCAGGAACCUCACCUCUGUUUUCCCUCAGGUUCUCAUCGACCAGAGGGUGGUUUGUGCCUACGCUCCAGGCAAGGACUCGUGCCAAGGUGACUCCGGCGGCCCACUCAUGGUGUUUAGACGAUACAGGGGUGUAUCUAGGAUGUACGCAUUUGGCGUUGUUUCCUACGGAAAUGAUUGUGCAAAAAAGGGAUUCCCUGGAGUCUACACGAGGGUAUCAGAAUUCAUGCCGUGGAUCAUCGAGAACAUGGAUCUUUAAAUAUAUCUCACUCCAAAGUUAUUGUAUUUAUUUGUAUGAUAUGUGAUGCCUGUAGAAAUGUAGCGAUUGAUAAUUA
Molecule: messenger RNA, 2066 nt
Organism: Homalodisca vitripennis (glassy-winged sharpshooter)
Lineage: Eukaryota; Metazoa; Arthropoda; Insecta; Hemiptera; Cicadellidae
Product: venom serine protease Bi-VSP-like
Exons: 13
Coding region: 143-1990 (615 amino acids)
Biological process (GO): proteolysis
Molecular function (GO): serine-type endopeptidase activity
Source: RefSeq, a predicted model, not a curated record